Emiliania huxleyi CCMP1516 is the source of this 2076-nucleotide messenger RNA. RefSeq lists its product as hypothetical. The coding region runs from base 1 to 2076 and encodes 691 amino acids. The record is from RefSeq and is a predicted model, not a curated record. Gene Ontology annotation, cellular component: nucleus. Gene Ontology annotation, molecular function: mRNA 5'-cap (guanine-N7-)-methyltransferase activity. Lineage: Eukaryota; Haptophyta; Isochrysidales; Noelaerhabdaceae. Gene Ontology annotation, biological process: 7-methylguanosine mRNA capping. The transcript has 6 exons.
AUGCCUUCGCAGGUGGAGCACGUGCGUGCUGUUGCCAACGCGCUGGGCCGUGACUACGAGGCCGGCGUGGAGGCCGGCAGGAAUGGCGCUCGUGGGCAGGUUCGCAUCGCGGGCCCGCAGACUUUGCCUUCGGGCCUCGGCAACUGGAUCCUCACAUUCUUGACGGCUUGGCUCACAGCGGUGAGCUCGCAGCGGUGCUUCGUGAUGGACCACCCAGUGCUGCUGCGGCUGUUUGCGCCGGGAGAAUACUCGCUCUCGUGCGGGCGCGGUGCUAGUCAGCGUUGGAGCGCGUUGCGUGCGACGACCUUUAAGCAGGUGGGAGCGCAGCGGAUGGCGGCGGCGUGCGCCCGACCGGGCAACGUGGCGGUGAGCUGGAUGGCGCAGCCGUUCACAGAAAUGCCAAAGUAUGGGCAGCAUGGGCUCGUGAAGGCACUCGAGAAGGCUGGAGCGACGAAAAACGAGACGGCAGAUAUGGCAUUCAUUAAUGCCGUGGCUGCCCACUGGCUGCUGACGAAGCUGACCCCUGAGGCGGAUGCAGCGCUCAAUGAUUACCUCGAGUACCUCACCGACGGCUGCGCGGGCCGAGGCAUUGCCGCCGCGGUGCACCUGCGGACCGGCGACAAGUCCGAGCGCGCAAAUCCCACGAGCAUCAGGCAUUGGCAAGGCUGUAUGGCCGAGUGGACGGGCGGCGCCGCUGGCGGCGGUGGAGCUGGAGGAAGGGGAUGUGAGACGUUGUUCGCGAUGUCAGACAGUCCGCCGGCUAUUGACGCCGUCUUGGACUCGAUCCGAUUGCGAAUGCGUGGCAGCCGGUGGAAUAUCGUGCCGGAGCACACGGUCCGCGGCGUUCGCCCUGUGGACGUGCAGCACCGGACCCGACCGAACGUCACCCUCCCGUUGUGGUUCGGCCCGACCGGCUCGGUGCUCACGCCGGCGGAGUGGUCGGCGUUGCGUUGGCACUCUGGCAUUUUGCUGAAUCUCGCGCGGAUCAACGCUAGCUAUGUCGUGCACCACGCCUCCGUGCUGGGAUGGCUUGCGUUCAGCACCGCGCGAGAGCACCUGAUGUUGGAGGGUGGCUCAACCUUCUCAACGCGAGCCGCAUCUGGCGCGGCAUCGGGCGUGCAGGUCCACUACGACUCACAGGCGCACAAGCACACGAACUUGCGCGACGCCCUCGCGGCCCGUCGGGCGGGCGUGCUCUUCACUUACAAGCGCUACGCGAACUCCGUCAAGCGGCAGCUCAUCCAGUCCCACGCGCGGGACGCGCGGCUCCUGAUCGACAUUGGAUGUGGCCGGGGCGGGGACAUCGCCAAAUGGCGUGAUGCUCGCGUCCAUCACGUCGUCGCGAUGGACCUCUCGGCCGCGCAGCUCGACGAGGCGCGCAGCCGCGAGACGGACGGCCGGGGCGGGGGUGGGCGGGCGCACACCGCCAUCGCCUGGCGGCAGCUCAGCAUGCUGGCGCCCGACUUCGCCGAAGAGCUCGAGCCGGAGGUGGCGCGCGGCGGCGGCGGCGGCGGUGCCGACGCCAUCUCUGCCAUGUUUUGCGUCCAGUUCGCCUUUGGCUCGGAGGCAGUGAGCUCGCUGCUGCGGCCGGGCGGCAUCUUUUUCGGGACGGCGCCCGACGCAGAUGCCGUGCUGACCGCCCUCGGCGGGUCCAGCUCGGUCACGCUGCAGGUGCCCUUCGUGCUGCGGCUCAGGCUGCUGGAGGAGGCGGCAGCCGGCCGCGGCGAGGGCGGCGAGGGGUUGGGCGAGUCCGACGAGUUUGGCCGCGCUCUCUUCUUCUCCCUCGAGGACACGGACUCGGACGGGCUGGGCGACGCGCACGAGUACCUCACCUCGCGGCGGCAGCUCGCGCGCCUCGCCGACAAUCACGGGCUCGAGGCGCUGUCGCUCGAGAGCAUGCUGCGACCGGCGGGCGGCGGCGGCGGCGGCGGCGGAAGGGGCGGCUUGCCGGAGCUGAGUGAGGCUGAGGCAAGGGUAGCGGGGCUCUACUUCACGUUCGCCUUUCGCAAGCGGGGGCCGCGACGCACGCGAGCGGUACUAAGACACCCCGUCCAGCCGCCCGCGCUUCUUUUGUAG